AAGGAGAGCAGGUUUAAAAUUUAUUAAAAGUCACCAAUCGCCAAUUAAAUGUUUCUGUAUACGUUUCGUACGUCGCCAAUCGUGGAAUCCAUUCAAGCCUUGAUGAAUCGCGCACACCGUACCGAUCCAAAACUUCUCCUUUUCGAGCAGGAUUUCUCCGAUCUUUUCGUUCGAAAGUUGAUCAGUAUUGUCCACAUAAUCGAUCAGAAUGAAGCGAAGAAAUUUCGUUGGAUUUUCGGCAUCGUUGCAACAUUCGAUGAAGUGCUUGACAAUUUGACAAGAUUUAACUUGGUUCUUGAUGUGGCUUUUGUAAUUGGCCAAACGAUGUUUCCAGCUGUUUGUGGAGCCAAUGCCUUGUUUUUUGCAUUUAAGACAAUAGCACAUGUAUACGACGUGUUUGGUAGUACAAGUGAGCUGUUUACGGAUUUUGAAAUGCUUCUUUGUAGCGUUGCAGGUAAAAGAGUCGACGUGAUCAACAAAGUUGCUGCAAGAAUCGCAUUUCUUCUCACAUGGUUGAAUUCGUCAUCUGAAGAGCAAAUCCGACGCAAUCGUGUAGCAACGCCAAGCGAUAUGCCAUCUUUUAAGCGUUUUGGAUGGCACGAGUUGCCGUGGAGAUACAUAAGACUACUUGUUGGUUUGCAGUAUACUGAUGUAGAAAGUUUUUUCUCCUUUAUUUCGAUCCGCAAAUCAAGAAAACAUAUGGAUUUCCCGCCGACUUCCAUUGUGAACUCGAUUCCAGGUGCUAAGGUGUUGAUGAAAUCGAGAAAUGUUCGUAAACGAUUCGGAUCGCCACACCAAAGGGACAAACAAUCGUCGCGGUAUCGACCAAAGUAUUUGAUCUCUGGAAAUUCGUUAUCCAUUGUCGCAAGAACAGCAUCAUCAACGCAUUUGAUGGCGAUGUCAGCGUAUGAACAAGAGUUGGCAGCUCCCAUGGCAGUUCCAUUCGUUUGCAUGAGAUGCUUUCCAUCGAAUGUAGAGUUGUUGUGCGUGAGGCAAAUCUUCAGUGCUUCAACAAGGCAAACAGUUGAAGGUGAUUGUUCUGCUCUGGUUUCAAGACAGCUACGUACAGCAUUUAUUCCUAAAGUGUUGUCGAUGCUAGGGAACAUGUUUACGAUAUCGAAUGAGACAAGUAUGGUGUUGUCGGUAAUCGUUUUCGAAUUCAAGUUGUCAAUUAUUUGCAAGAGAUGUUGGGUAUCUUUGAUCCUUGUAGUAAUCGAUUCGGCCAUUGGAGCACAAUGUUUCUCAACAAAGAUUGCAAGAUUCUCAAUGGCGGUGUUGCAUCCUGUAGUGAGGAGACGAACAGGUGUACCAGCUUUGUGUGUCUUGUAAAGGGUUGAAUUUUUACCAGGUUGGGCGUUAUCGUUGACAAUGAAGUUAGCCCAUUUGUAGGAUAAAUCGCCUUUGUUUUUCCAUUUUGUAACAAAACGAUCUACCACUUCAAUGUGAUUUUGUGUUGGAUCGUUGUCAAUCUCGAUGAAGUUACUUCUUUCAAUUUGUUGACGUGCCUUUUCACGAUCUGUUGUUUUAUUGACUAAGACGAAACGAUUUCCCUUAUCUUGAAUACGAAGGAUAGUUUGGUUUUCGGGAUCGUGCAUGUGUUUAAAGCUUGUUUUUUCUCUCUUGUCAAAUUUGAUUGGUGUGGUUUUCUAGUCGUAUCAGAAAAAAGAUCAUUUUCAAACCGACUCAAAAAUGUCUCAAGUUCGUAGAAAUUCGAACGAGGUGCGAUGCUUGAUACCGUUUUCUUUACGUAAGGUGGCAAUAUGGUAUCUUUGGUCUGGUGUGGUUCAUCUGUAGGUGUGUGGUUAUGGUCUCAGAAUGGAAGAAAGCUCGACUUCUUAAUCUAUGUUUGAAGUUAUCGAAAUCUUUAAGAAGCUGUAACCAAUUCAUACUGGACAGCGAUGGAAUGAGGGAAGGUCCUUUGCUGCAAAGAGAUGACAAAUUUGGAUCGAUGGGCUCAUCAGUAAGGUUGAUGGGUUCAUGCGAUGGUAUUGGAAUAUCAGAAAUAAGAUUCUCUUUAGCGUUGGUUUUCCUUUUCCUUUCUUUUGCAACGAUGUAUAAAUCAACGUUUGUAAUUUGCUCGAUCAACAUUAAUUUAUCUCUUCUAUACUUUUUAAUACGUCUGUUUUUGAAGAUUGA
This is a messenger RNA of Hydractinia symbiolongicarpus, 2136 nucleotides long. RefSeq lists its product as uncharacterized. The coding region runs from base 49 to 1329 and encodes 426 amino acids. The record is from RefSeq and is a predicted model, not a curated record. Lineage: Eukaryota; Metazoa; Cnidaria; Hydrozoa; Anthoathecata; Hydractiniidae. The transcript is spliced from 2 exons.